AUGCAGCGACAUUCGUUUCCCAAGUGGGAAGAUCUCCCUGAACUCGUUCCAGGAUUUCACUGCUCAUGGGAAUAUUUCAACUCCCUUGCAGGAAACGUGCAAAAGGAUCAACUAGGGACUCUCAACUUCCUAAGUCAGGAGAGAAAGGCGAAGGCUGCGCGCGAGGAACUCUUAACCGGCGAAUCAGUCUGCCUCGAGCUUCCUAUUGAUUUCCUUGGCAAGGAUACUUCCGCGUUCGGCGGUCGUCCUGAACCAGUUCACGAUCUGAAAAAAGUGGCACCAUUCUGUUAUGAAGAUAACAUCACGUUCAACACUCAAGCAUCCAGUCAGUGGGAUGGACUUCGCCAUUUUGCAAUUCGAUCUGCCAAUUUGUUCUAUAACGGCUACCGGGCUUCAGACUUCAAAACAAGUGAUGUACUUGGAAUCCACAAAUGGCUUGAAAAUGGUGGAAUUGCAGGACGUGGGGUUCUCGUUGAUUACUGUCACUGGGCGACCAAUGCUGGAAAAUCAUUAGACGUUAACGGCGGGACGAAAAUAACUCUGGGGGAUGUGAAGCAGAUCCUCGAGUCCCAAGGGACGACAGUCCACCCGGGUGAUAUCCUCGUCUUCCGCACAGGAUGGCUAGAGUGGUACCAGGCCACGGAACCAAAGGCAAGACAUCACAAUCUAUGCGUUGAAAACGAGCCGGGUAAGCACCGAUUCAUUGGGCUUGCGCAGGAACCCGAAUUUGUGGCUUGGCUUUGGCAAAACCAGAUUGCUGCUGUCGCAGGAGACCAGCCCGCAUUCGAAUCCACCCCACCUCCAAGUGAGGGCUUUGGUUGGUUGCAUGAACAUCUCUUGGGGGCUCUGGGGUGCCCCAUUGGAGAACUAUGGAACACAGAAUCCCUUGCUAAGGCUUGUCGCUCCAAUGGGCGGUAUUCGUUCUUUUUGGCAUCGAGCCCACUGGCUCUGCGUGGUGGCGCAGCAAGCACGACCAACGCCAUGGCCAUCUUCUGA
Penicillium riverlandense is the source of this 996-nucleotide messenger RNA. RefSeq lists its product as uncharacterized. The record is from RefSeq and is a predicted model, not a curated record. Lineage: Eukaryota; Fungi; Ascomycota; Eurotiomycetes; Eurotiales; Aspergillaceae. Gene Ontology annotation, molecular function: arylformamidase activity. The transcript has 4 exons. Bases 1 to 996 code for a protein of 331 amino acids.